AUGCGUUUCAACUACGUCUUUGCCCUCCUGACCUUAGGAGGUAUUGCUGUUGCGGCUCCGGUUGCCUCCAACGCUGAAUCUGCGGUUGCCCAGAGUGGCAUCGGCUCCGGGGUCGGUGUUGGCUACGGCAGUGGUUCUGGUAGCGGCAUCGGUGCCGGUGCCGGCAGUGGUAGCAGUAUCGGCGAUGAUGAAGGCACUGGCAGUGGCACUGGUGUUGGCGCUGGCGAAGGGUCCGGAAGUGGAGAAGGCUUUGGCCUUGGUGCCGGCGCUAGCGGCGGCAUUGGCAUUGGAAUUGGCGAGGGUAGUGGAAGUGGAAGUGGUGUUGGAUUCGGAGCCGGGGAGGGCAGCGGAUAG
Molecule: messenger RNA, 354 nt
Organism: Penicillium verhagenii
Lineage: Eukaryota; Fungi; Ascomycota; Eurotiomycetes; Eurotiales; Aspergillaceae
Exons: 2
Coding region: 1-354 (117 amino acids)
Source: RefSeq, a predicted model, not a curated record